CCUUGCCCACCCUGAGGAAUGAGCGCUUUCCAGGCAGACCUCCUCCUCCUCCUCCUCGGGUGCUUCCUGCUCAGCCACGAACUGGGGCUCCCAGGAAGAGGAUGCUGCCUGGUACUGGGGUUCAUGUACAAGGAGAAGUACCGCAGGAUGACUGAAGGCCAAGCCUCCUCCUUCACCCAGCAGCCCCAGGACCAGGUGGUGAUCGCGGGGCAGGCAGUGACCCUGCCCUGUGCCAUCCCUGAGUACAAUGGCAUCGUCCUCUGGAUCAAAGAUGGGCUGGCCCUCGGGGUCGGAAGGGACCUCUCAAGUUACCCACGUUACCUGGUCGUAGGGGACCAUCUCUCUGGAGAGCAUCACCUGAAAAUCCUGAGAGCUGAUCUCCAAGAUGAUGCUGUCUAUGAGUGCCAGGCCAUCCAAGCUGCCAUCCGCUCCAGACCUGCCCGCCUGACCGUGCUGGUUCCUCCAGAUGACCCUGUCAUUUUGGGAGGACCUGUCAUCAGCAUGAGAGCAGGGGACCCCCUCAACCUGACCUGCCAUGCAGACAAUGCCAAGCCAGCAGCUUCCAUCCUCUGGCUGAGGAAAGGAGAAGUCAUCAACGGAGCCACCUACUCCAAGACCCUGCUCCGUGAUGGGAAGAGGGAGAGCAUCAUGAGCACCCUUUUCAUCUCCCCCUCUGACAUCGAAAACGGGGAGAGCAUCGUCUGCCGUGCCACCAACAAAGCCAUCCCCAGUGGCAAGGAGACCUCUGUCACCAUCGAUAUCCAACACCCACCCCUGGUGAACUUGUCCGUGGAGCCACAGCCUGUCCUGGAGGAUAACACUGUGAAAUUCCACUGCUCUGCCAAGGCCAACCCAGCUGUCACCCAGUACAGGUGGGCAAAAAAAGGCCAGGUUAUAAAGGAAGCAUCUGGUGACUUCUAUGAAACCAUUGUGGACCACACCUUCUUCUCUGAGCCCGUCUCCUGCGAGGUCACCAACGCCCUGGGCAGCACAAACAUCAGCAGGACCGUGGAUGUCUACUUUGGGCCCAGGAUGGCCACAGAACCUCAGUCCCUCCUCGUUGACCUGGGCUCUGAUGCCAUCUUCAACUGUGCCUGGACUGGGAACCCAUCUCUCACCAUCGUCUGGAUGAAGAGAGGCUCAGGAGUGGUUCUGAGCAAUGAGAACAAGCUGACCCUCAAGUCCGUCCGCCAGGAAGACGCCGGGAAAUACGUGUGCAGGGCGGUGGUGCCGCGGGUGGGCGCGGGGGAGCGGGAGGUGACCCUCACCGUGAACGGGCCACCCAUCAUCUCCAGCACCCAGACCCAGCACGCCCUCCAUGGGCAGAAGGGGCAGAUCAAAUGCUUCAUCCGCAGCACCCCCCCACCAGACAGAAUUGCUUGGUCCUGGAAGGAGAACGUCCUGGAGUCGGGGACCUCCGGCCGGUACACAGUGGAGACGGUGAGCACGGAUGAAGGUGUCAUCUCCACCCUGACCAUCAGCAACAUUGUCCGGGCUGAUUUCCAAACCAUUUACAACUGCACUGCCUGGAACAGCUUCGGCUCUGACACGGAGAUCAUCCGGCUCAAAGAGCAAGGUACGGAAAUGAAAUCAGGAGCUGGUAUUCAAGCAGAGUCGGUGCCCAUGGCAGUGAUCAUCGGGGUGGCCGUGGGGGCUGGGGUGGCAUUCCUGGUGCUGAUGGCCACCAUCGUCGCCUUCUGCUGCGCCCGCUCUCAGAGGAAUCUCAAAGGGGUGGUUUCUGCCAAGAAUGAUAUCCGGGUGGAGAUUGUGCACAAGGAGCCAGCCUCAGGCAGGGAGGCUGAGGAGCACCCCACCAUCAAGCAGCUGAUGAUGGACCGGGGGGAAUUCCAGCAGGACUCGGUGCUGAAGCAGCUGGUGCUCAAGGAGGAGGAGAAGGAGUUUCAGAACCUGAAGGACCCCACCAACGGCUACUACAGCGUGAACACCUUCAAGGAGCAUCACUCCACGCCCACCAUCUCGCUGUCGGGCUGUCCCGCCGACCUCCGCCCCACGGGCAAGCAGCGGGUGCCCACGGGGAUGUCCUUCACCAACAUCUACAGCACCCUGAGCGGGCAGAGCCGCCUCUACGACUACAGCCAGCGGUUCGUGCUGGGCAUGGGCAGCAGCUCCAUCGAGCUCUGCGAGCGGGAGUUCCAGCGCGGGUCCCUCAGCGACAGCAGCUCCUUCCUCGACACGCAGUGUGACAGCAGCAUCAGCAGCAGCGGCAAGCAGGACACCUACGUCCAGUUCGACAAAGCCAGCAAAGCCUCCGCCUCCUCCUCCCACCACUCCCAAUCUUCCUCCCAGAACUCGGACCCCAGCCGCCCCCUCCAGAGGAGGAUGCAGACGCACGUUUGA
This is a messenger RNA of Calypte anna (Anna's hummingbird), 2358 nucleotides long. It is a transcript of the gene KIRREL3, whose product is annotated as kirre like nephrin family adhesion molecule 3. Gene Ontology annotation, cellular component: cell-cell junction. NCBI's taxonomy places the organism in Eukaryota, Metazoa, Chordata, Aves, Apodiformes, Trochilidae. Gene Ontology annotation, molecular function: cell adhesion molecule binding. The record is from RefSeq and is a predicted model, not a curated record. Gene Ontology annotation, biological process: synapse assembly; cell-cell adhesion.